This is a messenger RNA of Microtus ochrogaster (prairie vole), 2158 nucleotides long. RefSeq names its product coiled-coil domain containing 106 (gene Ccdc106). The transcript is spliced from 7 exons. The coding region runs from base 264 to 1106 and encodes 280 amino acids. The record is from RefSeq and is a predicted model, not a curated record. Gene Ontology annotation, cellular component: nucleoplasm. NCBI's taxonomy places the organism in Eukaryota, Metazoa, Chordata, Mammalia, Rodentia, Cricetidae.
CCAAGAAGAGGCGCGCCUGGUCUGGCAGGCCGGAUCCCGCAAAUGAUUGCGUCUCUGCCCGCUCCGCCAUCCAGUUCCAAGAUUCCCCCUCUUCUGCCGCUGUGCUCGUUUACUGGUGGGUGGGCGCUUCUCUCCGCGACACUUUGCAGACGCUCCCCAACGCUGGGCAUGGGUGCCGCCACCACCGUCGGUCCCAGGGCUGGAGUCCUUACGCGGGUGGUGCCCCUGAGGGCUCAGCUGCUGGGUCUGAAGGAAGCCUCGCUAUGAAUGACCGAAGCAACCGUAGGCGGACAAUGAAGGACGAAGAGACCUUUGAGAUCUCCAUCCCCUUCGAAGAGGCACCCCACUUAGACUCACAGAUUUUCUACAGUCUGAGUCCCUCUCGGAGAAAUUUUGAGGAGCCUCCAGAGGCCACCUCCCCAACCCUGACCCUGAUGAACAGCGUUAAGGCCCAGCUGCACAUGGCCCUGGAAAGGAACUCAUGGCUGCAGAAGCGCAUUGAAGACCUGGAGGAGGAGAGGGACUUUUUGCGGUGUCAGCUGGACAAGUUCAUUUCCUCCGCUCGGAUGGAUGCAGAGGACCACUGCCGGAUGAAGCCUGGGCCACGGAGGGUUGAUGGGGACAGCCGGGCUGGGGUUGGGGGUGAAGCCUCAGACCCUGAGUCGGCAGCCUCCUCCUUCGGUGGGGCGUCUGACGAGGGCAGUGCCAGUGAAAGGAAGAGGCAGAAGCAGAAGGGAAGUACUGGCCGGAGGCGAUUUGGGAAGCCCAAGGCUCGAGAGAGGCAGCGGGUGAAGGACGCUGACGGGGUCCUCUGCCGCUACAAGAAGAUCCUGGGCACCUUCCAGAAGCUGAAGAGCAUGUCUCGAGCCUUUGAGCAUCACCGUGUGGACCGGAACACGGUGGCGCUGACCACGCCCAUCGCGGAGCUGCUCAUUGUGGCUCCCGAAAAGCUGGCUGAGGUGGGAGAGUUCGAUCCGUCCAAGGAGCGCCUGCUGGAGUACUCCCGCCGCUGCUUCCUGGCGCUGGACGACGAGACUCUCAAGAAGGUGCAGGCUCUAAAAAAGAGCAAGCUGCUCCUGCCCAUCACCUACCGCUUCAAGCGGUGAUGCCGCCGCCCCGCAGACGGCUCGCUAGCCCGGGGCGCCGCCAGGGCCAGAUGCUGCCCUUUCCUGAGCACUGGGCCCUGCCCUUCGGCCGCCCACUCUGGGCACGCCAUCUCCAUUCCACUCCGCAAGGACGGCCACCUCGGCCUCCCCAGCCAGGAGUAGCCCAUUUGCAUCUCACAUGAAGACAGAGCAUUAUUCAGAUAAUUUAAAUUAAAGAGACAUGAACAUUUUCAAUAAAUUGGGCCCCAGGUCUUCCUAGAAAGGGGAUGGAUGGGUAGGGAGGGGGUGGCCGUCGCCAAGGAGACCGAGAUGGGAGCGCUCAGGCAGGAGCCUCUAGAAAGGUUGGGGAGGACAGGGUGUAAUUAUCCUCAGGAGGCAGAAGUGAGAAGGGGAGCAGCAGCCAGCAGCCUCUUCCCAGAGAAAACUAGGAAGGAAGCAGACUCUAAAGCGCAGCUGUGUGGAUUCAUUUCUGCCGCCCGCCAGGAGUCAGAAGAUUGCAGUCCCAGAGGUGGCACGUCCUGCGCUUGCGUGCCGAAAGAAGCCGAAGCAACGGCGGAAAAAGCCGAAGUUUUCCCUUGCGCAUGAGGCUUUCCCGAAGCAGUGGCGGAAGGGAACGAAAUUCUCCGGAAGGGGCGGAGUGACCCAGUGAAACCUCCGGAAAGAGCCGAAGAUUAGAUUCGGGCUUAAUAUCUUGAGGGGUCGUGAGCGAGCGCUGGAAACCUUCGGAAAGAGCCGAAGGUCUGGACGGUUAGGAUUGUUGGAAGUGACCGACUGCUUGGACAGUGCCAGCGAGGGGUGGGACGAGUCUCGAGGAAGCGAGAGACUGAGACGGUUUGAGUUGUAGGAAAAACCCGGACCUUUACAGGGUGCUGGCGUAGGACCCACGGAAUCCUCCGAACGUUGAGACGCUUGUCUCCGAAAAGUUACCGAAACUUGGGCAGCCUGCAAAAUUCUCGCAUUGGGUGGUUUCGAGGGUAGCCGUCGCCUCCUGCAGACUUCUCGUCUACAGUCCGAGAAUAGCCGACUGGCUUCGGAGCCGGGCUCGGGGCAGU